This is a messenger RNA of Prunus avium (sweet cherry), 972 nucleotides long. It is a transcript of the gene FRO1, whose product is annotated as NADH-ubiquinone oxidoreductase-like protein. Gene Ontology annotation, biological process: electron transport chain. NCBI's taxonomy places the organism in Eukaryota, Viridiplantae, Streptophyta, Magnoliopsida, Rosales, Rosaceae. The record is from RefSeq and is a predicted model, not a curated record.
CAGUCACAAACAUGGCACAAGCAUUUUCAAAAUAAUGUUGGGGUACCCAUAAAUACAACCAUUCAAUAAAGCUAUGGGUAGUUUCUGUAUACUGAAAACUAGAGGAGUGAAGCAGCAAUUUUUAUCAAAAUAGUUGAAAGACAACACAACACUGUCAAUAAAACAUUCUAUUUUCAUUUUUGUGUUCGUUGUUCAGCUGCCAUUUUACAUUUCACAGGGCGCGCGAGUUUGGUUCUUCCGUUAGAUUCGUUUAACUGGCGAUGGCGAGCUCUCUGCAACGCUUAUCGAGCCAUGCUCGUCUUCUCCGAACAUCGGUUGCCUCAGGGUCCAGACCAUUCUCGGCCGACGCUUUGGUUGAGUACAUGCCCGGCGAGAUCGGGAAGGUCUCUGGCAUUCCAGACGAGCAUCUUCGCAGGAGGGUUGUAAUAUAUUCACCUGCAAGAACUGCGAGUCAGCAAGGAUCAGGGAAAGUUGGGAAGUGGAAAAUCAACUUUGUGUCCACACAAAAGUGGGAGAAUCCAUUGAUGGGCUGGACUUCAACUGGUGACCCAUAUGCCCAUGUUGGCGAUUCAACACUGGGUUUUGACAGCGAAGAAGCUGCAAAGUCCUUUGCAGAGAGACAUGGUUGGGAUUACGUGGUUAAAAAGCAGCAAACGCCAUUAUUGAGGGUGAAGGCAUAUGCAGACAACUUCAAGUUUAAGGGCCUCCCUAAAACUGAGGAGGCUUGAUUUUGUUUCGAUGGUUUUGUUUCUUGGUUCUGUCUCAAGAGGGAAAUUGUGCAACAGAACUUGCAGUUUCCUCUGUCAUAUUUCAUUGAACAAGUCACUUGAUCCAAAUGAAACUCUUUGAUUAUGAUAAUAAACGGGAUUCAUGCUGUAAAGUAUCUCUGCCUGUUAGAUGACGUUACAUAUGUAUUCCCUGCAUCCAUCGAUUGUUUUUUUAUUAUACAAUUUUCGUAUUCCUGCAUCGUAU